CUGGAGCACUACACGCUCUGGAACAUCAUCUCGAGCUCAGGCUUGACUAUCAUCGCAUGCGUCUAUACGGCAAUUCACCCCAACGUACCUAGUCCGUACGAGCCAUGGUAUUUGGUGUCCUUCCAUCGCCUUGUCACUAUCGUCUUUGGCCUUAUCUCUCCCGAGCUGGUCGCCAUAUGGGCUAUGCGUCAGUGGACUAGUUCUUAUUUUUUUUCAGAACAAAUGCGAUGCUACUUUGCCAAUAUGGGCGGCUUCAUGGUUUAUUACAAAGAUGAGCCAUGGUCAACCACCACUCCUCGAAAUCUUCUUCGACAGAUUCAUGCUGGAAUCCUUGACAUGCCGCGCAUCACUGUGGAAGAAAUUGAUGACUGCAGCAAAGCACUUGAAGGCGACUUGCUCUCAAAGGGUCUAGUUAUUGUUCAGGUUGGCUGGUUCAUUAUCACAGCAUCGCGUUACAUUCUUGGUCUCGCUAUAUCCCAACUGGAGAUCGGAACAUUCGCUUUCGCGGUCCUUUUCUUUCGGGUGUGCAUCUUUUGGCUAGUAAAGCCACUUGAUGUGCGU
Molecule: messenger RNA, 561 nt
Organism: Coniophora puteana RWD-64-598 SS2
Lineage: Eukaryota; Fungi; Basidiomycota; Agaricomycetes; Boletales; Coniophoraceae
Exons: 3
Source: RefSeq, a predicted model, not a curated record